AAUGCGUUCCAUUCAAAUCCGACUAACACUGUAUUCGAUGCCAAACAUCUCAUUGGCCGGAAAACGGACGACUUGGAAUUAAAGCGUGACAUCAAACAUUUUCCCUUCCAACAUUCGAAGGAGAUCAGUGCUAUGAUUCUGACAAAGAUGAAGGAGACUGCAGAGGCCUAUCUCAGCACAGAGGAGAUCAGUGCUAUGAUUCUGACAAAGAUGAAGGAGACCGCAGAGGAGAUCAGUGCUACGAUUCUGACA
Molecule: messenger RNA, 252 nt
Organism: Suillus subalutaceus
Lineage: Eukaryota; Fungi; Basidiomycota; Agaricomycetes; Boletales; Suillaceae
Product: heat shock protein 70
Exons: 2
Biological process (GO): cellular response to unfolded protein; protein refolding; endoplasmic reticulum unfolded protein response
Cellular component (GO): endoplasmic reticulum lumen; endoplasmic reticulum chaperone complex; cytoplasm
Molecular function (GO): ATP-dependent protein folding chaperone; heat shock protein binding; ATP hydrolysis activity
Source: RefSeq, a predicted model, not a curated record